UCACACUACCGCGCAGACCGGAAGCAAUAGAGCUUUCCAGAAAAUACUUCAGAGCUGAAGCAGGAGUAGAGUGCGGCGGGUUUUCUGGCAAGUUUAGCUCACAUUUUCAACAGGACCAAAGUUGACAUUGUUCUUUUACACGUCAUUCCAUUUAGUGUGCCGUUGUUGAGUGGACUUCUCACGGAAAGAGAAGGAGGAGAGAGAGCUAGAAGAUGACGUCCAGGACUAUUGAUUACAGUGUGUGGGACCACAUCGAAGUAUCGGAUGACGAGGAUGAGACUCACCCCAAUAUCGACACGCCGAGCCUCUUCCGAUGGAGGCAUCAGGCGCGUGUGGAGAAACAGGUGGCCUUCGAGGAGAAAGGAGAGGAGCUGGAGAGGAACAUGGCAGAGUGUAAGAGACGUCUGGAAGAGGUGCAGUACAGAGUGAAGGAGUUAGAGGAGGAAGGAAAGAAGGAGGGAGAGGAGGAGAGGAAGACGGCGUUGAGCAAGGCCCAGGCCGAGGAGAAGAAAUACAGAAAGGAUCAACGCUUGUGGGAGAAGAAGAUGGAGGAACAUCGGAGAGAGGAGAAAAAGAUGCCUUGGAACGUUGACACGCUCAGCAAGGAGGGCUUCAGCAAGAGUAUGUUGAACAUCAAACCGGAAGUGACAGAAGAGACGGAGGAACAGAAGGAGGAGAAACACCAGACUUUUGUAGAUAAACACAAGAAAGAGAUCAAACAUUUUGGGAUGCUUCGGCGUUGGGAGGACAGUCAGAAGUACCUGUCUGACCACCCCUACCUGGUGUGUGAAGAGACGGCUAACUUCCUGGUUAUCAUGUGUAUCGACCUGGAGGUGGAGGAGAAACAUGGUUUGAUGGAUCAGGUCGCCCAUCAGACCAUAGUGAUGCAGUUCAUCUUAGAGUUGGCUAAGAGCCUGAAGAUCGACCCUCGAGGAUGCUUCAGAGAGUUCUUCCAAAAGAUCAAGACUGCAGACCAGCCCUAUCAGGAGGCCUUUACUGAUGAGCUGGAGUCCUUUAAAGAGAGAGUUCGAGGCAGGGCUAAGAUCAGGAUACAAAAGGCUAUGGAGGAGUAUGAGGAGGAGGAGAGACAGAACAGACUGGGGCCAGGUGGACUGGACCCUGUGGAAGUCUACGAUACUCUGCCAGAGGAAAUGAAGAAGUGUUUUGAUGAUAAAGACAUCUCAAUGCUGCAGGAAGCUAUCAGCAAGAUGGACCCCAUGGAGGCAAAGGGCCACAUGAAGAGGUGUAUUGACUCAGGACUCUGGGUUCCCAACGCCAAUACCGACAACGAAGAGGACAAAGAAGAAGACGAGGAAGAGGACAAAGAAGAUGAGGAAGAACCAGAGAAGGAGGGAGAGGCAGAGGAGGAGAAAUGACUCUGUCAUGAAUUGAAUCCUUCCUUUAGACUUUUGACCUUUUCAGACCUAGCUACACCCUUUACUAGCGUUAGCUUGUCUUAUUGAAAACAUGCUGUGAAGAUGCUAACUUCCCUAGCGUUAAUUGGGCUAGUAUCGCUAGCAUUAGCCUGACCCAUUGAAAACCUGCACCGGGCCAGUAUUUACAAAGAGUCAGCUCUAGGGUCAGAUUCCCCUCUCCAAUCCUGACGUUAACCAUUUGUGGAAAAUGCUAAACUUCACCCUGCUCCAGUUUCUACCCAUAGUCCCUUUCUCCAUGUCCCCAUCUUUAUAUUGACCCCCCCCACCUCACUUCUACCCAUAGUCCCUUUCUCCAUGUCCCCAUCUUUAUAUUGACCUCCCCCACCCACCUCACUUCUUACCCCUGUCGUCUCUUCUACCCAUAAUCCCAUCUUUAUAUUAACCCCCCCCAUCUCACUUCUUACCCCUGUCGUCUCUUCUACCCAUAAUCCCAUCUUUAUAUUAACCCCCCCCAUCUCACUUCUUACCCCUGUCGUCUCUUCUACCCAUAAUCCCAUCUUUAUAUUAACCCCCCCCACCUCACUUCUUACCCCU
Messenger RNA from Oncorhynchus mykiss (rainbow trout), 1970 nucleotides. Lineage: Eukaryota; Metazoa; Chordata; Actinopteri; Salmoniformes; Salmonidae. The record is from RefSeq and is a predicted model, not a curated record.